CAGCAGCGCUGGAGUGCUGCGAUCCUCUCCGCUCUGCCUGUUGCCUACUGCUGCUGAGGGAGGGAACUGCUGGCUUAUGCUGUUUCCAUCCAAGCAGUGAAGCACACAAAGAGAAAUCUCCUUAUCUUCUGCUUCUAUUGCCUACGAAGAACAGAGCACCAGCUCUGAUGCUGUUGAGUCAGAUUGUAAAUUGACAUCAAGACUUGGAAUAAGAGCCAUACCUGACAUUAAACCACACGAAUUCAAGAGCAAAGGAGAAGACAGCAACAGAUAUGCCAAAUGCACUAAAAAUGCACUGAAUCCAACAGUAAGACUGCAAAUCUUUUUUGUACUAAUCCCACUACCUAGGAGGAGAUAUGCCUUGAUACAUCACCAGCAAGCUCAUGGUCCGAACCAGCGGCUCUAGUGCCUAAUCCCAAAACUCCUGCUUCUGAAAGACAGACAACUUUUCACAAUGCGUUACAAGAAACUGGAAAUUCUAUAUUCCAAGCAAGCAUCAGUAACCCUGGAUUAACACAGAAACUUCCCAACAGACACCAACAUUCCCCAUCUCAUGCAGGGAUAAACCACCUGCUGUUGGAAAAGCCAGCAGAAAACUUGCUCUUUUUGGAAAGCAGCACUUGCAAAGAUUGAAAUUAUACAACCCCUUGCAGAUCAAUUUGGAAGGAGAACCAAAGCAUCUCACCUUCCGAAGGAGGUGGCCUACUAGAAGCAGCAGCCAAGGAUUUUGAGAACAAAAUAGAAGAUUGGUGGCCAUGUAAAAUACAAGUCUAGCGCUUGUUAUCAUUAUAAUAGCAACUAUGGUUUACAAAGGCUUAUUAUUUGCAGUCUGCUAACUCUGUGAAACAGAUAGAGGACAAGAGGAUAGCAUUUCCUCCUGAAUUUUACACAGAAGUCAUAUCACCAUCUGUCUUCUUUUGACCUACUUUUUGAGACCAGUGAGGUAAGACAUUGAAGUUUUGAAAGUAAACAGAAAAAAUGUAACGAAGUUGACAGCAAUGACUGAGAUUUCUUUCAAAUUCCAUGGAAACUUGACUGGACGCAUUCACUAUCCAACUCUGGCUACAGAAGUAGACAAAGCAGCAGAUAAAUAUUCUGGUCUCUAUGUGUAUGUGGGAUUGUUCUUAACAGUUCUGGCUAUCCUUCUCAUAUUGCUUUUCACCUUGCUUUUGCGCCUGAAGCAUGUUGUUUCCCCAGUCACCACACCUCCAGAGAGCACUGAGAAUGUCCAGCAGUUCACAGAUGUGGAAAUGCACUUCAGGAUUCCUACCACUUAGAGACCCCCGUGAAAAGAUGUGGUGGAAGGAACUUCUGCCCAACUGUAUGAGCCCUGUAACUUACUGCAUAACCAUCAACAGCAGCACAAAAGACCUGGUGUCAUGAACUCAGACACUGACUGGCUGAGACCCACUGGCUGUUCACCAGGCAACGUGUGCAAGACCCUCAAUAAAACUUACAUUAUGAAAAUCAUUGCUGUCAGACUCGUAAUCCUCUAAAAACCCUUUCAGAAUAUGAUGAGAAGUGUAACCAGGAAAGAUAAAACAAAGAGGUGCAUAUCAGAACAUGUACUGGAGUCUGUAUUUGCUGUCCUAUUGCUCUGCUUUUAAGUUCUUUACCUGAGAAGAGACUACUCAAAGUUAUUUGACUAAGUGCAAAAAGCCUACAGGGCACAUACAGAAAUAACUGGUGGUCUGGAAAUUCUCAGACAUUUCUCCUAUUUAAGAAAGAUAAUAUUAAACAUCUUUCCUAGUUGAAUGGCAUGUUUGUACAGCAGACUUUCAGUAGUAAACAAAUGUUUCAUCACCUGCUGGAACUAUUGGUUUCUCACAUUGAACUGUUUCCCAUACAGAUAUCAGAAAGAGCACUUAAAAGAAAAAAAAAGUAUAAAAUAAAAACAAAACAGCAGGAAAGAAAAUGUUAAGACACUACUUCUUUGUUGCUCUCUAAAUUGACUGAGCAGAUUACAGAUGCAGUCAUAUCUUCCAGCCUUCCCAGUAUCACUUGGUAACUAAAAUGGAUUGUAACAUUUGGCAAUCAGAUGGAUAUUGGUUUCCUAACAGACAAAUUCAGAAUAAUUUUCAAUCUCAUUCAUGUUGGGUUUUCUUUAGAGAAAGACAGAUGACUUCUUUCCAAGCUUUUCUAGUUCUUUUUCUCCUUUUUCUCUACUAAAGUAGAAAAAGCUAAAGAAAUGCCAAAAUCUGGCACUGCAAUAAUGAAGAGUGAACAGCUUUGGAUAUAGUCUAGUAGGGAACAUGCAGAUAGAACGCAAAACAGACUGAGCACUAAAAGACAGAACUGGAUUCAAAUAUCCUGAUGAAUCAGUUAAAAGAAUGAGGAGAAAUGCUUACUUGAAUUUAUGAAGCAGCAACCUGACCCCAAUCCUCUCACCUAUGAAAGAUACAGAAAUAAGUUUAUCUGUGUAAAUGUGAAAAAAGGAAUAAAAUAAGGCAUAUCAAUUUCACUGCAUCUUAGAGGUAAACUUUGAACAAUAUUCUACUACACCUCUGAAGAGCAUGGAUUUCACCCAGCUUAUCUUCUCUAUUACAGAACAUCUCUAACAUGGUAAUAAACUCCUCUGGUACUUUUCACUGUUUUCUGUAUACACUUACUGUCAAUUCACUUUGUCCUCUCAGGGCCUGAAAAGUGCAUACUCCCCACGUAAAAACAUCGCUACAAAUAGAGAUGACACUCCCUCCACAGUCAGUGCCAGAAACAGUAAAUUGUUUCUCAGAUGCUUCAUGUUCACAGGUUCUUUACUUACACUUACAGGCCUGUGUAUGGGUGAGCUGUUUUUAUGAGAAAUUGCUUUUUUAGCCAAUUCUGUGGGGGAGAAUAGAAUAACAAAUUACAUCCAUGCUAAGUAUGGUUGGUCCACUGAUGUAUUUGGCACAAAGCUAUUUAAAAACCCUGUUUUCUCAUAUUGAAUAGCACCAUUUAUAUAACAUUAACCUAAUCUAACAUUUAGUCUGUAAAAUAGCAUGUUGACCGUGUAACAGGAAUACAGCAGCCAUAUACAUCUACCUGGAAAAGAAGGUAAAAAGCUAGAUGUCCACAAGCUUUCUGCCAUGAGCACAACACAGAUCAGCAGGCAGGAUGGUUGGGUCCUCCAGGAGUGCUACUUUCAGCACUGCAAGAGAGUCCAAAUUCUAUGUGAUGACAAUUUGAGCAUUAACCCAGCUAAGACAUGUGGCUGCUACAUUAGUCAAUGACACUUAAGUGUAAUGAAAACCUAUGCAGAUUAAGUUGGCUUGGUACACAUCAUCCAUUCAGCUAUCAGGGUGCAGUCUAGCCCAGGGUCAGCAUCCAGCUUGCUUUGUAUGACUUCUCAGUUUACUUGAUGCUCCAUUUCAAACUUGUAAUUCAUUUACGAUUCAAAUAAACUAUCAUACCAAAUCAGCAACUGAAACAUUAACCUUCCAGCACACUAUCUGUGGAAAAGCUUUCUUUAUGAGAAGCAGUAGAAAAUAUUCAAAUAUUAACAAAAAAAUAUUAAGCCUACUAAUGAAAAAUGACAGUAUCAGAAUCUGAGCUUCCUCGUGGCUCUGAUCACAACUGAAAAGCCACAAGAAAUGAGUCAGGACUGGGUUUUUUGCCUUGUUAAUUCAGAAGAGCCUUGUAACCCUUUAAAAGUUAUUCAGUGUAUAGUUUAUACAUCAUUACAUCAUAUCUUAGUGAAACUGUGCAUUUGCAUAACAGUACUAAACGCCAUAUUUUCUAAUACAAAAAAAAACCACCAAGUCUUCCUUUAAAUUUCCUUCCUUUCAAACAAAGUAUCAGUCCGCUGAAUCAUCUACAUUCUCAGAGAGACUGAGUGCAUCAUUCGUACAAUGCCAGCAAAUUUUAAAGCUUGCAUUUCCUAUUUAAAAUAAAAAUAUGCUUUUUCUCCCCAUUUCAUUUUCAUUUGUAAAAUUCAAGACAUGAUGCCUGUAAGAAAAGAGACUGUUGAGGUGUUUUGACCUGGGUUUGCUGAGGAGACAUGAGUCAGCUACUAGGAAUGCUAACAGUAACAUCCGCAUGGAUCUGCUGGAUCUGAAAGCAUCACAUCCACACCACCUCCUUCUGUCAGUUUGUUUCCUUCUCAUUUAUUUAC
This is a messenger RNA of Centrocercus urophasianus (Greater sage-grouse), 4090 nucleotides long. RefSeq names its product serine rich and transmembrane domain containing 2 (gene SERTM2). The transcript is spliced from 2 exons. The record is from RefSeq and is a predicted model, not a curated record. NCBI's taxonomy places the organism in Eukaryota, Metazoa, Chordata, Aves, Galliformes, Phasianidae. Gene Ontology annotation, cellular component: intracellular membrane-bounded organelle. Bases 999 to 1277 code for a protein of 92 amino acids.